This is a messenger RNA of Juglans microcarpa x Juglans regia, 2333 nucleotides long. RefSeq names its product cleavage stimulating factor 64-like. The record is from RefSeq and is a predicted model, not a curated record. NCBI's taxonomy places the organism in Eukaryota, Viridiplantae, Streptophyta, Magnoliopsida, Fagales, Juglandaceae. The transcript is spliced from 10 exons. Gene Ontology annotation, cellular component: mRNA cleavage and polyadenylation specificity factor complex. The coding region runs from base 375 to 2021 and encodes 548 amino acids. Gene Ontology annotation, molecular function: mRNA binding. Gene Ontology annotation, biological process: mRNA 3'-end processing.
CAAAAGGAUAACAUGUAUUUGUUUUAUGGUAAAAGAAAGGAAAAAGAAAGAGAGAGAGAAUUUUUCUCCCAUCAUCCAAUAUUUGCAGAAAAAAUAUAGAAACUCAAAAUUAGAAGGGAAUUUCCUUUCUUUCAAUAUUGAUUUUGGCACACUCUGCCCGUCUCUUCGGAGCAUUUCCCCGCUGUGUUUCUCUGCCUAAUUUUCAAUCUCCAUUUCACAGACAUCCAACAAACUCGUGUUCCGAUUCAAGUUCUAAUAUAUGUUUACAUAUAUAUGUUUGUAUGUAUGUAUUUGUUCGAAGCACCUUUGAAAGAAGAACGAGCAUACUAAGGAGGAAGAAGAUGGAGCAGCGCUUUGCCUCCUUCUGCUGAUUCAUGGCCUCUUCUCAGCAUCGCUGCGUUUUUGUUGGGAAUAUACCAUAUGAUGCCACUGAGGAACAGCUUAUAGAAAUCUGCCAGGAGGUUGGUCCUGUUGUGUCUUUCAGAUUAGUUAUUGAUAGAGAAACUGGGAAACCAAAAGGUUAUGGGUUCUGUGAGUAUAAGGAUGAAGAGACGGCUCUAAGUGCUCGUCGUAAUCUUCAGGGUUAUGAGAUCAAUGGCCGGCAAUUACGGGUUGAUUUUGCUGAAAACGAUAAAGGUUCUGACAGAAAUCGAGAACAGGGCCGUGGGGGACCCGGACUUGCUGCUAAUGUUGAUCCUCAAAAACAGUUAGCCAGCUCGGUGGCCCAUGGAGAAUCUGUUCACCAUCAGCCAAUUGGUCUCCAUAUAGCUAUAACUGCGGCAACUGUCAUGGCAGGAGCUUUAGGUGGUGCUCAGGCUGGUAUACAGUCAGCAUUGGCCAAUGAUCCCUUAACUCUUCGUCUGGCCAAAAUGUCUAGGAGUCAGCUGAACGGAAUAAUAUCUGAGCUGAAAGUAAUGGCUACACAAAACAAGGAGCUAGCUCGCCAGCUAUUGAUUGCAAGACCACAGUUGCCAAAAGCUCUUUUUCAGGCACAGAUAAUGCUAGGAAUGGUGACCCCCCAAGUGUUGCAAAUGCCAAAUAUUAGGCAGACUUCAGGUCUAGCCACGCAGCCUCCAUUGCAUGAUGGCCAGCAGGGUCAGCCUCUAGCUGUUCAAACUCUUCCUCGGCCACCUGCUCCUGCACAGAACAAGAUGCAGUCUGGGUUGAUGGCCAAAGUGCAAGAUAAUCAAGUUGCUGCACUGCCUCAAAAUCCUGUAGUUCUCCAUCAAUUUUCUGCACUCCCACAACCCCAAAGUCAGCUUCCACAACAUGCAAACAACCAUGGUGCACAGCAGGCCACAGUUCCUCUGCAGUCUGCAGUUUCAACUCUUACUGCUGCCUUACCCCAAUCUUUGGGCAGUUUGUCCUCUAGAUCACAAGUACAGGCAGCAAAUUCCUCUUCUCCAAACCAUCAAAUGCAGCCCUCUUUGCUACAACACUCUGGACAGGUCGGGGCAGCCAAUGCAGCCCUCUUUCAGAUGGUUAAUCCAAAUGCUACCAUAAAGCCUUCUCUUCUACCUCGUCCUCCUUUGUCGGAUGCAGGCUUUCAGCCUGGCCCUUCGGUAUCAUCAGUUACUUCACUGGCAAUUAAGAAGGAUGCUGAAAUACUUGCUCAAGUUCCUGACAAUGGAACUCAGGGCCUCAGAAGUAAUGCAUUUUCUAAUGCACCUUCAGGGAGCAUGUUUCGAGAUUCUUUAGAACCAGUUAAUCGCCCUCAAAAGCUGAUGAAAAUGGAUGAUGGAAGGAGAACAUCUUUCUCAGCCGGAAGUUUGAAUGUGACCAACACCAAUGCACCUAGACCAUCCCAAGUCAGUGGAGCUGGCUCAUUGCCUGUUAACCCAGUUCCAAAAACAGAAGGGCAAAUUUCUCAGUCACAGCUUCCACCUGAUGUGGAGUCUGUCUUACUGCAGCAAGUGUUGAACCUAACACCAGAGCAAUUGAGUUUAUUGCCUCCAGAACAGCAACAACAGGUUCUUCAACUCCAACAGGUUCUUCGGCGAGAUCAAAUUCAGCUAUCUUAGGAGAGGGAGUGACACAUUGGCGGAUCAUAAAUUCAGCGUUGGCACUUGGGAGUGCAGGCGCAAUUCUUUUACUUGUGAAGGACGAGCUAUCUAUUGAUUCAAUGAAAUUGUGAUUGCCUUCAAAAUUAUUGCUCUGGGGUGAUCCGGCAUACGAUCGGAAGUGUGAGCUUCCAUUCAUAUAAAGUUUAAGAGGCUGUGAUUAUCUUGCCUGAAAAAAAUUGUUAGAAGACAAUAAAAAGUUUUGUCUAAUCUUGUUGUCAUAAUUUGAAACUACCCAUGGUUGCAAUCGCAUUUGAUUUCACUUUUCUUUAA